Molecule: messenger RNA, 2349 nt
Organism: Mirounga angustirostris (Northern elephant seal)
Lineage: Eukaryota; Metazoa; Chordata; Mammalia; Carnivora; Phocidae
Gene: HDHD5
Product: haloacid dehalogenase like hydrolase domain containing 5
Exons: 8
Coding region: 40-1308 (422 amino acids)
Biological process (GO): glycerophospholipid biosynthetic process
Cellular component (GO): mitochondrion
Source: RefSeq, a predicted model, not a curated record
GGCUGGUGCUGUCUGCACGUGCGCGCGACGGGCGGCUGAAUGGCUGUUCUCCACUACCUCGCGGCGGUCCGUGCGGCGCGGGGGCUCUGGUGGCGGGCAGCGCGCGCGUCGUUGGGGCUCCCGGGGCCUUGCCCUGGGAGAGGCUACUCUGUGGACGCCGCACAGAGCCCACCCACUUUUGGGUUCCUGUUGGACAUUGAUGGAGUGCUGGUGCGGGGUCACAGAGUGAUCCCUGCUGCUCUGGAAGCGUUCCGCAGGCUGGUGAAUGCUCAUGGGCAGCUGCGGGUGCCUGUGGUCUUUGUCACGAAUGCUGGGAACAUCUUACAACACAGCAAAGCUCAGGAGCUGUCAGCCCUGCUGGGGUUCAAGGUGGAGCCGGACCAAGUCAUUCUUUCUCACAGUCCCAUGAAGCUUUUCUCACAAUAUCACAACAAGCGGAUGCUGGUGUCUGGGCAGGGGCCCCUGGUGGAAAAUGCCCGAGUACUGGGCUUCGAGAAUGUGGUUACUGUGGAUGAGUUGCGGAUGGCCUUUCCUGUGCUUGACAUGGUGGAUCUCCAGCGGCGGCCGAAGACCACGCCCCUUCCAAGGAACGACUUCCCUGCCAUUGAAGGAGUGCUUCUCCUUGGGGAGCCAGUCCGCUGGGAGACAAACCUGCAGCUGAUCAUGGAUGUCCUUCUCAGCAAUGGGAACCCUGGGACUGGUCUGGCGACGGCCCCUUAUCCCCAUCUCCCUGUCCUGGCCAGCAACAUGGAUCUCCUUUGGAUGGCUGAAGCCAAGAUGCCCAGGUUUGGCCACGGCAUCUUUUUGCUGUGCCUGGAAACCAUUUACCGGAAAGUGACAGGCAAAGAGCUGAGAUACGAGGGCUUGAUGGGCAAACCCAGCGUCCUCACUUACCAGUAUGCAGAGGACCUGAUCCGGCAGCAGGCGGAGAGGCAGGGCUGGGCGGCCCCCAUCCAGAAGCUCUAUGCUAUUGGUGAUAACCCUAUGUCUGAUGUCUACGGUGCCAACCUGUUCCACAAGUACCUGCAGAUGGCGAAGCAUGAUGGGGCAGAGGAGCGGGGGGCCGAUGGCUUGUGGAAGCGGCGGCCCUCAGCAACCCAGAGCUGUGCCUCUAUCCUGGUGUGCACUGGUGUGUACAAUCCCAAGGGCCCAGAGCCCACUAGGCCCACCCAGGAUGCAGUGGAGGCUCCAUUCCAUGGGCACCGGGACUUCAGCUUCAGUCCAGGGCUCAUGGAGGCGUCCCACAUUGUGAAUGAUGUGAACGAGGCUGUACAGCUGGUUUUCCACAAGGAGGGUUGGGCUUUGUAGUGAGGGCUGUUCGUUGGAGACAAGGGAAGGAGGGACCCUGGAGCUAGCGGGGAGUCCUGUUGACUGGCUUCUGGCCCACAUCACUGGGCAUCAAGUCAGGGCCACUUCCUGUGACACUUUCUGUGGCCCCACGGUGGAUAUUACUGGUCACUUAAAAGAAGACACUGGCUUUUUCUCCUGCUGGGCAGUAGCCACAGAACUGUCCCCGGGGUAGAACAAUCAGGAUUUUCUGGGCUCAGUUCCUGUCUGCUUCUCCUGGCAGUCUGACCGCGGGCCAGUCCCUUUACCUCUGUGCCUCAGUUUCUUCUCUCAUUUCAGUAGGGACUUCUGGAAAAAGGGGAAGUGGUGUGAAAUAAUGCAGAGCCUUGCCUGCAACUGAGGGCACCACUGCAUGCCAGCAAGGUGCGUCACUAACACUAUGAUACUGCUUUUUGUUGUAUUUUAGCUUAUUGCCCAGAGAGUUUUAGGCUUAUUUUUUUAAAUUAAAAUAAUCGUAAUAAAUAUUCAUUAUGCUGUCAAUUGUGAAGCGCUUCUGGAAUGUACUAAAAAGUCCUGUGGGGGAAGGAUAGUGGGUGAGCAAUGUGGGUGACCCUGAAGCAAAGAGAUUGGUGCCAUUGUGCUCCCAUAAUGUAUUGAUGUCUCCUUUCCUACCUUUUUUCUCCUUCCCACCACCAACCCACCCCUGGCCUGCAAAGCCCGAGUCUGUCUGGGAAUUAGUUAUGCCCAGGCUUUGGCAUGUACUUGACAACAACUCUGAUGUGGAAAAGAAAGGAUCGUGUUUAUGGUUUCUUCUGAAGGAAGGCACUUUUCCUAUAGUGAUCCUGGAAAGUGUGUGUUUCUUAUAUUCCUCCCUCUAGGAGCGACCCAUUUCUAUGGUCUGUGUCGUCCAUGACCCCAUGUUUGCCAAAUCCCCUGGUCCUUGCCCUUUGUUACUCUAGCAGUCAUUUGCAUGUGACACAAGCUGAUGACUCCCUCCCCUCUUCUCAAAACACUCUUUACUUGGCUCUAUCUCACCGACUUCUUGACCCCUUUGUUUGGAUG